Molecule: messenger RNA, 2431 nt
Organism: Lampris incognitus (smalleye Pacific opah)
Lineage: Eukaryota; Metazoa; Chordata; Actinopteri; Lampriformes; Lampridae
Product: properdin-like
Exons: 11
Coding region: 480-2222 (580 amino acids)
Source: RefSeq, a predicted model, not a curated record
CACACACACACACACACAAUAAGAGCAGACCAGACAGAGGAACUAGAAGAUGGAAAGGGAAAGCAGAAAAACAGAGCAGAAAGCCGGACAGAGACAGCUCUACUGACAGCUCUACUGACAGCUCUGCUGACAGCUCUGCUGACAGCUCUACUGACAGCUCUGCUGACAGCUCUACUGACAGCUCUACUGACAGCUCUACUGACAGCUCUGCUGACAGCUCUGCUGACAGCUCUGCUGACAGCUCUACUGACAGCUCUGCUGACAGCUCUGCUGACAGCUCUACUGACAGCUCUGCUGACAGCUCUGCUGACAGCUCUACUGACAGCUCUACUGACAGCUCUGCUGACAGCUCUACUGACAGCUCUGCUGACAGCUCUGCUGACAGCUCUACUGACAGCUCUGCUGACAGCUCUACUGACACAGACAGACAGGGAGACGGGCCAGCAGGCAGGCAGGAGAAGAGAGGACGUGGAGGAGUUAUGAAGGUCUGGCGCUGGACUGUGUUGGUGCUGCUGGGUUGUGUGCAGCGUUCAGAGUGUGGGCGGUGCUACAGUCGGUAUGUGGUGGACUUUGGACAGUGUGAGGAAGAGUUAGGUGAGAUUGAUGAGGAAGACGAAUGCUGUCAGAACCCUAACUAUGGUUACCAAGGAGAUGACCAAGUCUGCAGGUCCUGCGGUCCUCCAACGUGGUCUCUGUGGUCGUCAUGGUCGUCGUGUUCAGUGCUGUGUGGAGAGGGGGUACGACAGAGAACAAGGCAGUGUUCCAGUGUCGACCAAACGCAAUGUCCAGAUCACAAGAACAUCAUGCAGACUGAACCCUGUACCACGGACCGCUGCUGUACAGCCAUGUCAGAGUGGGAGGCCUGGGGCCCCUGGGGGCCGUGUUCGGUGUCCUGUGGGGGGGGGCAGGGAGUGAGGAGGAGAGAGAGAGGUUUUCCCCACCAAGGAACGGGAUGUGAUGAUGCACGUGUUGGCGCUCGGGACCAGACCGAACCAUGUCGUUCAGAGCAGCCCUGUCCAGUCCAUGGAGGUUGGUCUGAUUGGUCCGGGUGGGGAGCGUGUUCAGCUUCGUGUAUCCCAGAGAAACCAAGUGGUGAUCUCUCAGGGGCCGUGGUUUACCCCAUCCGUAGACAGCAUCGUUUCUGUACCAACCCUGCCCCUUCCUCUGACACGUCAACCCCUGGUAACAGUUGUCAAGGAGAUGGCACCAACGUCCAGAGCUGUAGUGAUCUUCCAAACUGUCCCGUGGAUGGAAAUUGGGGUGCGUGGGGCCCCUGGGGGCCGUGCUCAGUUUCCUGUGGGGAGGGGAUUCUGCUAUCAAUCAGGACAUGUAACCACCCCCUCCCCAAAUAUGGAGGUCGUCUUUGUGAUGGCUCAACUACCAAGACAACUGUCUGCAAGAGCACAUGCCCUGUACAUGGGGUGUGGACUGGUUGGUCCAGCUGGGGCCAGUGUUCUACUUCCUGUAUCCCAGAAGGCCGUGCUUCUGUCAGGACACGUCACCGUUCCUGUUCUAACCCCGCCCCUUCCUCUGACCCUCCUGGCAGAAGUUGUCCUGAAGCUACCACAGAGGCAGAACCCUGUGACCACCUGCCUCACUGCCCCGUGGACGGUAACUGGAGUCCUUGGGGGGCCUUCUCUUCCUGCUCUGUUUCCUGCGGGGUGGGGCUAGAGCUGUCAGUCAGACAGUGUAACAACCCCACCCCCAAACAUGGUGGCCGACCAUGUGUAGGCACUGGGGGACAGAAGAGGAUCUGUAAAACCAAAAUACACUGUCCAGUAAACGGUCUGUGGUCAGAGUGGUCGUCAUGGGGAGCGUGUCAAUCUCCCAUUCAAGGCAGAGACAUUCACUGUAAGACAUCUGGUGGGAGUCAGACCAGAGAGCGCCGCUGUCUGUACCGAGCCCACAACGGAGCCAUCUGCCCUGGAUACCACCUGACUGACAGGAGGGUCUGCUACGAUGUCAACCGCUGUUACUUUAAGGGGUCUUGGAACGGCUGGGAAGAGUGGAGUUUUUGUAAUCCAGCAUGUGGUCAAAACUCUAAAAGGUACCGCAAGAGAAUCUGUGAACCCGACCUGUCUCACUACCGGACACACAUCAGUCGUCUGCGUGAGAAGGCGACAUUCUUUGGUACUCCGCUAUCUGACUGUGGCUCUGUGCCCGACGGAGAGAAAAAGAUUGAGAUCCAGGAUUGUCUUAAUGUCCCCCCUUGUCUUGAUUAACCUGUCUUCCCGCUACCUAUCUCCGUGCUAUAAUUAUUCCUAAUGACCAUGCCUCCUCCUGUAUGGUAGUAUUAUUGAUCUGCCAUGAGAUGUAAAACCUGUCAGUCGUUUGUGAGUGUGAUGAAAACAUCGUCGUGGAAACAGCUCAGUUGGUUUGCCUGCUCUGAUGGGAUUGAUUCACUAAUAAUAAAGCUGCAUGGUGCUGUGUA